CAUGAAGUCGACAUUCCCCGACCACGGCUAAACUAGCAUCAGUCAUUCUUGAAUUCACGUUGCCAUGGUCAAAGCUGCCUUCGUCCCUCUUGCCGUUGUCGCCUCCGCCACAGAGGCUUUUGACAUCAACAUCAUCAACGGCACCGAAGCCCCCAUUGGCAAGUUCUUGUACACAACGGGUUUCCGCACCACGGACAUCAGCGAAAACCACUGCGUGGGGGCGCUGAUCGCCCCAAAAUACGUGUUGACCGGCGCCACGUGCGUCCACACGUCGCUGACGUACUCGUCUGUGGGGUCACACUAUUUGUCGGGGGACAGGGACGGCGAGCGCAUCAAGAUCGUCAAGCAGACCAAGCACCCUCUGUUCAACCACCACGAGUUUGAUUUUGCCAUCUUUGAACUGGAAACCGCGAGCAAAAUCGCGCCGGUGAAAGUGAACUUUGACCCGGUGGUCACCCCCGGCUCCUGGUCGACUGUGCGCGGGUGGGGCAUUUUCUCCGCCGCGGAAACUCCUUCGCCUGUUCUGCUCGAAGCUGACGUCAAGGUCUGGGACAACGUAGAAUGCGCCAAGGCCGUCGAGCCAUAUGGACCCCUCGCCGACUCGCACAUUUGUGCCGGCGGCGCUGACAAGGACUGGUGCGGCGGCGACAACGGUGCCCCGCUGAUCGUCAACAAGGCUGGCGAGGACUACGUCGUGGGGCUGGCGAGCUGGGGCGGCCCUUGUGCCACCAAGAACGUGCCCGGGAUCUACUCGCGCACGUCCAGCGCCCGCGACUUUAUCGAGCCGUACUUGCCCAUCAACCCCGUGCCCACCACCACCAAGCCGUCGUGCUAAACGAGAACACGUGACAUCCAACCGUGCCGUGCAAUACUAUGUGUGACAGAGUAAUGAAAUGUCAUUUCGUGCAAUGCUUCGUGUUUUGUUGAUGAUGUACGGCUUUUAC
Messenger RNA from Aphanomyces astaci, 944 nucleotides. RefSeq lists its product as hypothetical. The record is from RefSeq and is a predicted model, not a curated record. NCBI's taxonomy places the organism in Eukaryota, Oomycota, Saprolegniomycetes, Saprolegniales, Verrucalvaceae. Gene Ontology annotation, biological process: proteolysis. The transcript has a single exon. Bases 65 to 835 code for a protein of 256 amino acids. Gene Ontology annotation, molecular function: serine-type endopeptidase activity.